Molecule: messenger RNA, 3169 nt
Organism: Daphnia pulex (common water flea)
Lineage: Eukaryota; Metazoa; Arthropoda; Branchiopoda; Diplostraca; Daphniidae
Exons: 8
Coding region: 277-2775 (832 amino acids)
Cellular component (GO): nucleus
Molecular function (GO): DNA binding
Source: RefSeq, a predicted model, not a curated record
GACAUGGAAUGUGGAACUUUCUGAUGUAUCUUACGACCCUCUGGCUAUGAAAAGUAGGGGAUGGGAAGGGGUAGGGGCUGGGAACCAUUCGGCAACACGGAGAUAGCGAGCUGUUGGGCCGUAAUUAUAGUAGGCCAUGAUAGAACUCUAAAGUUUCAGAACACCUACUGUCAGACUUAGAAUAAGUGUCCAUCUUUCUUUUAAAACAAACGUGACAGGUCUGACUUAAACAGUUUUUUAGUUAUUGAUUUAUGAAUACGAAAAGCAGCCUGUGGGAUGAGAAAUUAUAUUAGAAAAACCGCUCGUGUUCAGAAUGUUUCACGUGAAAAUGUUUCGAAAGCCAUAGAUAUGGUUAGGAAUCACAAUUGGGGAGUUGUUGAUGCUGCUAGAGAGUUUAAAUUGAGUGAAAGGAGUCUUUUUCGAUACCUCAAGGUCUCUGCCAACAAACAGGUUGAUGUUGACGAAGAUUCACUUCCCUUAACAUGUGGCUAUUCUUCAAGAAAGAUCUUCACUGCAGACCAAGAGAAAGAACUUGUAGCCUACAUCACCAAGGCAAGCGAUAUCUACUUUGGACUAAGUCCCAUGGAAGUAAGGAAAUUAGCUUUCAGCUACGCUACUUUUCUUGAGUGUAAAAUGCCCAAGUCAUGGGAAUCUACUUCUGCUGCUGGAAAAGACUGGUUUGGAAGUUUCAUCAAGAGGAACCCAUCUUUAUCUAUAAGGAAACCAGAAGCCACAUCCCUAGCACGAGCCAGCAGCUUCAACCAGUACAAUGUUGACUGCUUUUUUAACAACCUUGACAUUGUAUUGGCUAAAUACAAAUUAACUCCACUGGAAAUUUGGAACGUAGAUGAAACUGGAAUCACAACUGUUCAAGUUCCAGAUAGAAUUGUUGGCAGGCGAGGCAAAAAACAGAUUGGAUCCCUUACAUCGCAGGAACGAGGCACAUUAGUAACUCUAUGCAUGGCCGUCAGUGCUGUUGGGAAUAGUGUUCCGCCAUUCUUCGUGUUUCCAAGAGUGCAUAUGAAGGAUGAUUUUCUGGUGAAUGCCUCAUUAGGGUCCUGCGGCUCAGCAAACAAGUCCGGAUGGAUGACUGAAAAAGAUUUUGUGUUGUAUUUACAACACUUCGUAAAACAUGCUCGUCCAUCUCUAGAAAAGCCGGUUUUACUUUUGCUGGACAACCAUGGGUCGCAUUUGUCUGUGGAAGGGCUAAAUUACGCCAAGGCGAAUGGCAUUAUAAUGCUUUCCUUCCCCCCGCAAACUUCUCAUAGACUUCAACCAUUGGAUUUAUCAGUGUAUGGGCCACUGAAACAUUAUGUCAACGGAGCAAUAGGGGCCUGGCUCAAGAAUCAUCCCGGCCAAACAAUGACAUUCCGUCACAUUCCUGGAAUUGUAAAGGAGGCUCUGCCAAGUGCUAUCACACCACGAAACAUUAUGGCUGGAUUCCAAAAAGCCGGUGUGGCCCCUUACAACCGAAAUAUCUUCACUGAAGAUGACUUUGCUCCGUCAAUGGUGACAGACCGGACAGAUCGACCAAACCAAAACCAUGUGACUUCUAUUGCGAUUGAAACGGCAACAACAACGAACGAAGUUGAAGAUGUGCCUCCUAUUGAGAUUGAAACGGAAACAACAACAACAAACGAAAUUGAAGAUGUGCCUCCUACUGAGAUUGAAUUUAUCAAUUUGACCGCAAUUGAAGAGAUACCGGAAGAUCAAUUAAUAAAUGCCGAUCUGGUUCAGCCAGGAUCAUCUUUUCCUUCUACAUCAUCAUCAUCAUCUAUAUCAUCACAUUUUUCUGCGGACGGAUCUCAUACAACAAAACAACAACAAAACGACAAACUCAACGAUUCUCAUCCAAUAAAAGAGGAAAAUCUGAUGACUGAUUAUUACGAUUGUUAUUGCAAUCCGUCGUUCCAUACAUGCCAAACUGCUUCGUCCAUCAUUGGCGAUAACGCAUUGAAGUCUUAUUCAAGCGAGAUUCUAAGAAAAGAAGGCGUAGUCGCAAUGCAAGCUCCUUAUGUCAAUUUAGACACAAGAAAUUCUCCACAAAAGGACAGUUUGAAAAGUCGUUAUCGAUGUGAUCGUCGUAGUAGCCCUAUGAUGAAUGUGAAAAAUGUCCCUAAAUCCGAUAUUGAAUGCCAAUUGAAACAAUACGAAUAUGCAGAUAGUGAAUUUCAAACCUCAAAAACUUCAUUGUCUGCAGUGGAAGUUGAAGCAACAAGGCUUAUAUUAACCAAUGACGAAUGUGGUAUUCCUCAGAACUUGACCAGUCGAAAGUGUGAAUUACAAUUUAACGGUAACACUCAAACCUUGUCCUACGAACGUGAUCUACUUUCUGAAAACAAGCCACUGAAUUCAUCAACCUCCUCAUUACCUUCCUUCAUAGAGAGUGAUAAGGAAGUUUCUACUCCAUGUGUUUCUCUUGAAUGCACAACAGCGCCUAGUUCUGAUUCUAUUGUUGCACCAUUUAUUUCUCGUUGUUCAAGCAUGACUAAAAUUCCUCUUCGCAUAUCUACUCGACAAAAAACUCGGCCUCAUAGAUACCGAGAUACCGAUGACGAUUUGAAUAUGAGACAUGCAAGAAUGGCAAAAGCGGGAUCCAGCUCAACCAAACUUAGAAAACCAUUGAUCAAUGCAGUCAGAUCUGUUAAUUUGGAGCCCGUCGUUGAAUGUGAAAGUUCGGAAAGUUAUCAGUAUGUCGAUGACGUAGACGGUAUCCUUAUUUUUUCAUUUGUUAACUCUGAGGAUCUUGUCAAGUUUUGUGCUGAUCAGCUAUAAGAUACCCUCGAAUUUCAGUUUACAUCGACAUAGCUGCCUACAAUAUGCAACUGUUUUUCUUGUUGAAUUAAUCAGAUAGUACCGAACCACGUGGUUUUCUACUUGAACAGCGAUUAACCAGAAAUAUUUUAUUGUUUGUUUUUUUUUGUUUAUUUUACAUUAUUUUUUUUUCUCUUUCUACUUUUUGUUUAGUAUAGCAAUUAACAAUGGUCAUUUUGCAUUUACGGAGUUAUGGUUUUGCACUACAUAUUCAUUGUUUCAACUUAGAAUUGUUAAUUCAUUGGAUUAAAAUUUCGGGAGUGCUGACUUGAUCAUUCUAAAUUAAGACUAAUAAUGCCUGAAACUGGACGAUUCAAACCAGUCAAUAAUAUCAAUACAAAACUCUAUUUUUUCA